Alosa sapidissima (American shad) is the source of this 4215-nucleotide messenger RNA. RefSeq names its product La ribonucleoprotein 1B (gene larp1b). The record is from RefSeq and is a predicted model, not a curated record. The transcript has 20 exons. Bases 526 to 4197 code for a protein of 1223 amino acids. Gene Ontology annotation, cellular component: cytosol; cytoplasmic stress granule. NCBI's taxonomy places the organism in Eukaryota, Metazoa, Chordata, Actinopteri, Clupeiformes, Clupeidae. Gene Ontology annotation, biological process: mRNA stabilization; positive regulation of translation. Gene Ontology annotation, molecular function: RNA cap binding.
GGUGAGGUGAUAACCAGAUGAUCCACGCAACUAGAGAACAGUUGUAGCAACUCCUGCAGCCUUGCUCACUUGAGCGGUGCCUCAGUGGAUAGGCCACGUCAGAUUCACCGCUCUGAGGCAACCACAUGGCACCCAUCCUGCCUGUCUUACCACGAGUGGUCAGUAGGGGCAGCAACAAGUCUUUUAGCCGUACGUUUACUCGUGGCCAUUAAAAGUGAUAGGUAAAGUUACUCUACUCUAGGGAGGCUAGCUAAGUAGCUAACUUGCAGAUCAGCCAAUUCGGAAAGUUUUAACAGAGUUAAGUGUUUAGUUGCACGUCGUUUUUAGACAAAUUGGUUAUAGCAAUGGCGUAUUUACUAGAUCAUAUAUGUUGAUGCUGUUGGCAGGCGUGUCACAACUUCAAAUUGUUUACAAUCUGCUCGUCUUCAAUUCUUCGCUUUACUUUUUAUCGUUGGUCGAUUUUAAAAAACACGUUUUUCAAUUGUGAAGUUUAGAAAAAUCCUGAAAGGGAUUUUUCGUGGCACGAUGUCUACAGAAGUUGUUGUCGUUGAGUCCGACGUGACAGGGAGUCGCUUAGGUGGAGAGAACCAAAACAACUCAGACGUCGACCGACCCCAGGAAUCCGAUAGAGCCAACCACGAGGAGGGGCACAGAGAUCUCAAAGUCGAUUCAAAACAUCAAAAACAGGGGAUCAUGGAAACCCUCGCCCCUGUCGACGAAAUAAACAAGGGUAACGUGAACAACAAAGAAAAUGACCAAAAUGCCACGAGCAAUAAUACUGAUCCUCAUGAAAAAGCAAAGAAAAAAGUUAUCGAGGCACCUCCACCGAAGGUAAACCCGUGGACGAAGAAGAAUGCUUGCCCCUCCAACAAUCCAACAACUAGCAACAGUCAAGAGACAGAGCCGCAGAGUCCAGCCAAAGUGGUCCGCGCCGCAAAGCCUCGCUCCAGGAAAUCCAGCAAGUCGAGUGACUUCAGUGACAUCACAAACUGGCCCACCCCAGGAGAGCUGGCCAACAAAGAGCAGCAGAACCUCAUAAACUCGGCUGGACGUAAGGGCCAGGGCCCGCGGCGCGACAAGAGACGAGGCUCGGACAGGAAGCAGGAGGCGGGCAGCGACGGCAGCGACAGCAAGGAGAACCGCGAGGCCCAACAGGAGCCGGCCGCCAACCCACCCACAGGGGAGGGACCGGACGAGGGAGAGACUGCCCAGAACACCACCCAGCGCAGGAGAGGAGCUUGGAGGAGGGAGAACAAGGACCUGAAUGACGACGCCUCGAGUGUACGCAGCGAUGGUGGAAGUGUCCGAGGAGGACUGCGGGGCAGGGGCAAAGGUCGCGGGCGUGGCCGAGGUCGUGGCCGAGGUCGCUAUGACUACUCCCACAGCUACAGAGAGUCGUACGCCGAGGGCUCCAACGCCCAGGCGUCAGCUGAGUUUGGCAACAACAACAUGAUGUAUUACUACGACGACGGCAACCGCGUGCAGAUGUACACCGUGGACGAGAGCCUCCUGAAAGAGUAUAUCAAGCGCCAGAUCGAGUACUACUUCAGUCUGCACAACCUGGAGCGGGACUUCUUCCUGCGCAGGAAGAUGGACGCCAAGGGCUUCCUGCCCAUCUCCCUCAUCGCCAGCUUCCAUCGUGUGCAGGCCCUCACCACCGACGUCAACCUCAUCGUUGAGGCUCUGAAGAACAGCACGGUGGUGGAGCUGGUGGACGAGCAGAUCAGGCGUAAGGAGGACCCUGAGCAGUGGCCCAUCCCCUCCGCCCCCCUGGACACACCACGCACCGACUUCACCCAGCUCAUCCACUGCCCCGAGUUUGUGCCCCGACAGAACCUCUCCUCAGGCACAUUGUCGACCUCGCCCACCAAAACCACCAAUGACAACGCAGAACCCUCCGGUGAAUCUAAAGACCCAGCACCAGAACCGAGCCCUCAGCCUGCGGACUCCUCCGCCCCGGCCGUGGUUCCGUCCGGUUCCGCGGUGAAGAGCUCCCAGCCCAAAGGCCCGUCUGGCAGCACAAUGGAUCCGGACACAGAGGAGUGGGUCCAGGUGGAGAAGAGACACCGCCACUCCUCAGGGAAGGCCAAGUCUGCUGAUGUCCCCAAACCCAUUGAGUCCAUCCCGUCUCCAGAACGCGUGGAGCAUGCCCAGACGGUUCCACGACCCCAGGCUGAGCCCGAGUUGGAGGAACUGGACUUCAUGUUCGACGAAGAGAUGGAGAACCUUGGGGCGCCCCGCAAGAACACCUUCACUGAUUGGUCAGACGACUCCGAUGACGAGCUGGACGACAGUGACGUCAACAAGAUCCUGAUCGUCACCCAGACGCCGCCGUACAUACGCAAGCAUCCCCAGGGCGACCGGACGGGGAAUCACGAGUCCCGCGCCAAAAUCACCGCCGACCUCGCCAACGCCAUCAACGACGGCCUGUUCUACUACGAGCAGGACCUCUGGCACGAGGAGGACCAGCUGCUAGACUGUGCCAACACCAAGGAGGUGGAGAACUUCAAGAAGCUGAACGUCAUCACUCAAGAUGAGUUCAACACCUUCGCCCCGAAAACUCCCAUGGAUGCCACCCAGGAAGUUCCCCCACCUCCACCGCAGCCUGAGGAGUCCAGCAUGGCUCACUCUCUGCCCAAGAUGGUGCCCGGCUCUCCCGGGACUCCGAAGACCCCACGUACCCCACGCACGCCCGGUCGCCAGGACCCCAGCAAGAUGCCCCGCUUCUACCCGGUCAUCAAGGAGACCGGCACCAUCGAUCAAACCACCCCCAGGAAGAAGAAGACCAGGCACAGCUCCAACCCCCCCAUGGAGUGCCAUGUGGGCUGGGUCAUGGACUCCAAGGAGCACCGCCCGCGGUCCUCCUCCAUCAGUAGUUCCAAUGCGUCCCCGUCCGAGGGAGCCCCAGCGUUGACGGGCAGUUACGGCUGUACUCCUCAGUCCCUGCCCAAGUUCAGGCACCCCUCACACGACCUGCUGCGCGAGAACGGCUUCACCCAGCAGGUGUAUCACAAGUACCGCAGACGCUGCCUGAACGAGAGGAAGCGGAUGGGUGUGGGCCAGUCUCAGGAGAUGAACACACUCUUCAGGUUCUGGUCCUUCUUCCUGCGGGACAACUUCAACAGGAAGAUGUACGAGGAGUUCAGGCAGUAUGCUGUGGACGACGCCAAGGAGAACUACAGGUAUGGCCUAGAGUGCUUGUUCCGAUACUACAGCUACGGCUUGGAGAGGAGAUUCAGACCUGACCUCUUCAAAGACUUCCAGGAGGAGACACUGAAGGACUAUGAGAAGGGCCAGCUGUACGGGCUGGAGAAGUUCUGGGCAUUCCUGAAGUACUCCCAGAUGAAGAACCAGGCCAUUGAUCCCAAACUACAAGAACACCUCAACAAGUUCAAGACUGUUGAUGACUUCAGAGUUGUGCCCCCAAUGGGAGAGGAAGGAGGAAGGAGAAGACGACUCUCAUCCUCUGGUGGUGACGACGGUCGGCGAAGACGACACAACUCCAGCUCAUCCAGCUCCAAGCCCCUCCCCAGCACCAAGAGCACCAAUCAGACCCCAGCUGCCGCCUCUGCCAAAACCACCUCAGCCAAUCCCGGCUCUGCCCCAGCCAAGAGCACCAAUCAGACCCCAGCUGCCGCCUCUGCCAAAACCACUUCAGCCAAUCCCGGCUCUGCCCCAGCCAAGAGCACCAAUCAGACCCCAGCUGCCGCCUCUGCCAAAACCACUUCAGCCAAUCCCGGCUCUGCCCCAGCCAAGAGCACCAAUCAGACCCCAGCUGCCGCCUCUGCCAAAACCACCUCAGCCAAAACCACCUCAGCCAAUCCCAGCUCGGCCCCAUCCACAGUCAAGGCCCCAGCCAAGAGCACCAAUCAGACCCCAGCUGCUGCCCCAGCCAAGAGCACCAAUCAGACCCCAGCUGCUGCCCCAGCCAAGAGCACCAAUCAGACCCCAGCUGCUGCCCCAGCCAAAACCACCUCAGCCAAUCCCAGCUCGGCCCCAUCCACGGUCAAGACCCCAGCGGCCAGUGCUGCCACUUCCACAGCCACUUCUACCGAUAAAAAAACUGUGCCUUCAAACACCAAGACCUCCACCAGCGAGUCUGCGACCGCCCGCGCCGGACCGAAGCGGAGCGGCUCCUCCGAACCCCGUCGGAAGGAAGCCGCCAAGCCCAAAGAUGGGCAGCCACCAAAUAAAUGACAUCCCCUCCCAGGGAAA